Messenger RNA from Aedes aegypti (yellow fever mosquito), 2946 nucleotides. It is a transcript of the gene DNAlig1, whose product is annotated as DNA ligase 1. Gene Ontology annotation, biological process: DNA repair; DNA biosynthetic process; DNA recombination. The record is from RefSeq and is a predicted model, not a curated record. The transcript has 4 exons. Gene Ontology annotation, molecular function: DNA ligase (ATP) activity; ATP binding; DNA binding. Lineage: Eukaryota; Metazoa; Arthropoda; Insecta; Diptera; Culicidae. Gene Ontology annotation, cellular component: nucleus; mitochondrion. Bases 122 to 2839 code for a protein of 905 amino acids.
GUUGAUCUUUCUGCGGCGUUGUUGUUAUCGCUAAGUUUUCGUGUCAUCUCAAGAGAUUUUUUUUUCUAUCUCAUUUUAAAUUAAAAUUGUGCAAAGAAAUUAUUCGACAUCAAGUGUUAGGAUGUCCCAAAAAUCAAUAUUAUCAUUUUUCGCCAAAACCAACGCCAAGAAAGCGGAUGACGAAUCGUUGGCCGGUCAGCAGGAAAAGAGCGGAAAGGAGAAGCGACGUUCCGACGGCGAAGCGGACAAUAACAAUGCGGUUAGCAAAAAGGCAUCGACCGUUAAAUCCGAAGAUGAGGACAGUCCGAUGAAGCGUUCCGGAGGGACUGGACGGAAGUCGGGUGCCGUGUUCGAUUCGUCUCCGGAGGCGUCCCCGGAGAAGAAAUCGGUCGAUGCGAAGACGAACGGAGGUGGGAGUGUCCCCAAGCGAAGGCGCAUUGCCUCGUCCAGUGAGGAGGAAGCAGGAGGAUCGCCCAAGAAGUCCAGUCCAAAGAAAGUGGAUGAGGAGAACCCCAUCAAGAAGGAGAAGCCUAGUCCGAAAGUGAAACCCAAGUCGGAAUCGAAACCUAAAAAAGACGAAAAGAAAUCCCCCAAAUCUUCGGCGAAGAAGAGCUCCCCGAAAGAGAAGAAAGCGGUAAAAGAGGAGAAGCCGACUGAGAGCAAGGACAAGGAAGUGAAGGAAGUUAAGAAGGAAGCCGAAUCGCCCAAAGACAAAGAAGUGAAGGAUGUCAAGAGGGAAGCUGAAUCGCCCAAGAAGGACACUAAACCGGUGGACGUGAAGGACAAAACUGCGAACGUGAUGAGUUUCUUCACCAGUGCCGGAAAGAAAGAUACCGGUUCCAGCAGCGGUUCCAAAGUGGAUGGCGCCGAUUACAAUCCGGGCAAGAAAAACUACCAUCCGAUCAACGACGCCUUCUGGAAGAAGGGUGACAAAGUACCGUACUUGGCUUUGGCCAGGACUUUCCAGAUAAUCGAAGAAACCAGCGGGCGGUUGCGGAUGAUAGAGAUUCUGAGUAACUACUUCCGAUCGGUGAUUUUGCUCAGUCCGAGCGAUUUGCUGGCGAGCGUCUAUCUCAGUCUGAAUCAGUUGGCCCCGGCUUACGAGGGCGUUGAGCUGGGUAUUGCGGAGCAUACGCUGAUGAAGGCCAUUGCCCAGAGUACGGGACGAAGUCUGGCCCAGAUCAAGACCGAUGCUCAGAAUACGGGAGACUUGGGACUGGUGGCCGAGCAGUCGAAGAGUAGUCAACGGAUGAUGUUCCGUCCGGCGCCCCAUUCGGUGGAAGGCGUCUUUGGGAAGCUUAAGGAAAUCGCGAAGAUGACCGGAGCCGCUUCCAUGGCCAAGAAGGUCGACAAGAUCCAAUCGAUGUUUGUUGCAUGCCGUCACUCGGAAGCUCGUUUCAUCAUUCGCUCGCUGGCCGGGAAGCUGCGGAUAGGUCUGGCGGAGCAGUCUUUACUGCAGGCGUUGGCUCAAGCAUGUGCCAUGACUCCACCCAACCAGAAAGAUUGCAAAGAACCCAUAGUGAACGCGCUGAGCAAGUGCAGUGAAGCAACGGCCAAGGCCAAAGUCGACGAAAUCGCCCUGAUCCUGAAAACGGUGUACUGUCAGUGCCCGAACUACAACCAAAUUGUCCCGGUGCUGCUGGAACACGGCAUUGAUCACUUGCUAGAGAAAUGCCCAAUGAUGCCGGGAACUCCUCUCAAACCUAUGUUGGCCCAUCCCACGAAAGGUGUUCAGGAAGUUCUGGAGCGAUUCGAUGGAAUCGACUUCACCUGCGAGUGGAAAUACGACGGGGAACGAGCUCAGAUCCAUCUGCUGGAGGAUGGCACCGUUAACAUCUAUAGCCGUAAUCAGGAGAACAACACCAGCAAGUAUCCGGACAUCAUCGCGCGGUUAGGCAACACCCGCAAGGAAUCUGUAACCACCGCCAUCCUGGAUUGCGAAGCCGUAGCUUGGGAUCCGGAGAAGAAGCAAAUCCUUCCCUUCCAAAUCCUCAGCACCCGGAAGCGAAAGGACGCCAACGAAGCGGACAUCAAGGUCCAGGUGUGCGUCUACAUGUUCGAUCUGCUGUAUCUGAACGGUAAGCCCCUCGUCGAGCGGCCAUUCCUGGAGCGACGAGAACUAAUGUACAAGCACUUCAUCGAGUUCGAAGGCGAGUGGAAGUACGCUACCCGUCUGGACACCGGCGACAUUGACGAACUGCAGCGCUUCCUGGACGAAGCCGUCAAGGGCAACUGCGAAGGACUCAUGGUCAAAACCCUCCAGAAGGAAGCCACCUACGAAAUCGCCAAACGCUCCCGCAAUUGGCUCAAGCUCAAAAAGGAUUACCUCUCGGGGGUGGGAGAUUCUCUGGAUCUGGUCGUAAUCGGAGGCUACAAGGGCAGGGGCAAGCGAACCGGCACCUACGGAGGUUUCCUCCUUGCUUGCUACGACGAAGACAACGAAGAGUAUCAGAGCAUCUGCAAAAUUGGAACCGGAUUCUCCGACGAGGACCUCCAAACGCACACGGACUUCUUCAAGGACAAAAUCAUACCCCGGGCCAAGAACUACUACCGCUACGAUCCAUCACACGAACCGGACGACUGGUUCGAGCCGGCCCAGGUCUGGGAGGUGCUCUGUGCCGAUCUGUCGCUGAGUCCGGUGCAUCGGGCCGGCCAGGGCAUCAUCGAUCCGGAGAAGGGCAUCUCGCUGCGCUUCCCGCGCUUCAUCAAGAUCCGCGACGAUAAGGGAACGACGGAUGCCACCUCGGCCAAACAGGUCGCCGACAUGUACAUGAACCAGGACCAGAUCAAGAAUCAGCAGCAGAACAAUCAGCGGGACCCCGAAGAGGACUUCUACUAGUUAUAAAUUUAGGUGUUACGUUUACUGUAGUGUUAACUUUUUCGUUUGAACCGUUACAAUCAAUCAAUUGUGAAAAUAUACAAUUAAUUCAUUAAAAUUAAAUUCUA